AUGACAUCACGUAGGCAAGUGCUUCCUCGCCAAGUUUUUACACCUACCCAAGGUACACCACCACCAAGCCAUUAUUUACUCUUUUUCGAAGAUACGAACUCGUAUCAAAUAGUAGCACGUUCAAGUUUGAAAAAAAUCAAUGGGGAUGUUGUUUUUAUCAUGAUUCGUAAUAAACUUGUAAAAACAAAAUCAGCUUACCAUGGUUCUCUUGAAGAAUGUAAUUCUGAAUAUCUUCGACUAACUCGUGUAUCACAAAAUGAAUCUUUUAAUGACGAUGAUGGUCAUUCCAUCACUGAUCCAAUUACACUUGAUCUUGAUGAUUCGACAAUGCAAAAUUCUAUGCAUCCAAGAGCUGGUCCAUUACAUUCGUUAUUAUCAAUUGAACCAAGAAAACGAAAUUUAACAAGUAUUGCGUCACCAGAGAAAACAUCUGAUGAAGGUCUGUCGAUUUUUUUCCAUUUAUACUAAAUUUUUGAAUUAUUUUGAAUGUUGUCUUUAUUCGAUCGUCAUUCAUUACCCACUAUUUGCGAUCAUAUGAUAUCCUGUUUAUCUGCAAUUAGCCUCUUUCCUUAAAACGAGCGUGGUUAUCUAGAUUGUGAUUUGUUUGAGUUGAAGAAUUUACAAAUGAAGCUUUCUUUCACUGUUUAUUUUUAUCAGUAUAACUUUAAAAUACUUUUGUGUCGAAUCUAUUAAGUAUUCGAGUUACUUAGUAAAAUAUCUGUUUCGUGGGUUCAAAGAUAGAUGAUCAAAACCACCAACCAUUUACUUUCAACUACCCCUACUCUUCUUUGAGAGAUUUGUCAAUCAAGACUUUAGUUUAACUGUACCCGCACAGAAAAGUAUCCCAUAAUAAUGAUGCUCUUAUGUAUUUUAAUCAAUGAUACAUAUUUCCAAUAAUUAUACUAGAUGAUAGCGAAAUAAAUAGGUUCCGUGAAAUCAGAUAUUUCGAUAUUCUAGAAUGUUGAUUUACUCGUGCUUUAAAAAAUCAAUAUAAAAUAUUUCUUUUAAAAGUCGAAAACAUCUAUUUUUAAUUAAUCUACCGGUUUUCAAUAUGAAGAAUCGGAGUGUUAAGACGACUUAACGUUGGCUUAUAUAUACCUCUGGAAAGCAACGGCUGUACUCGGUAUUUGAGGUCUUCGGACACUCUAAAAGGGUAUUUUUGAAAAAUUAAUUAUACCAUUUGAUAGCGCUUGGAGUUCUCUACCAAACUGUGUAUUUUUAUUUUACCUUGCUUUUAUUUGUUGCAAAGUUAAUCAAGUGGAAUGAAGACACCCUCAUGUCCAGAUUUCCACAGACUUGAUUUUCUCGUUGCCAUCAACAUUAGUUUUUAAAAAUUUUCAACACUAUAGGAUUACCUUUUGAGAAAAGCAAUUAUGUAUUCUACUACAGCUGGAAAUUCUCUAUCAAUCUAUAUAUUUAUCUCUUUUAUUACAGUCAUUUAUUGAAAACAAAUUUGAGUAUAAUAAACACAUCCACAAUUGGCAAGUACCAAAAAUCUNGUAAUACUCGAAUUAUUCUCUGACACAUAGACCCAAAAUAGUUAACAAAUAUACAAGAUGAUAGAGAAUUUCAAGCUCUAUCAACACCUAUAUUUGCUUUUUUUUAAAUAUUUUCUUAUACGAAUAAUGAGUUCAAAAAGAAACCUGCAAAGCAACGAAAAACAGAUUUUUGGUACUUGCCAAUUGUGGAUGUGUUUAUUAUACUCAAAUUUGUUUUCAAUAAAUGACUGUAAUAAAAGAGAUAAAUAUAUAGAUUGAUAGAGAAUUUCCAGCUGUAGUAGAAUACAU
Molecule: messenger RNA, 1787 nt
Organism: Rotaria socialis
Lineage: Eukaryota; Metazoa; Rotifera; Eurotatoria; Philodinida; Philodinidae
Source: the annotation of a GenBank genome assembly